AUGAAGAUGCAGAAGAAGAAGAAGAAGAAGAAGAAGAAGAAGAAGAAGAAGAAGAAGAAGAAGAAGAAGAAGAAGAAGAAGAAGAAGAAGAAGAAGAAGAAGAAGAAGAAGAAGAAGAAGAAGAAGAAGAAGAAGAAGAAGAUAAUGAAGAAGAUAAUGAAGAAGAUAAUGAAGCAGAAGACGAAGCGAAAGAAGAACGGCUCAAACUUACAGGCUCGAGAAAGACAGCACCAGACCGAACAAGCCAAGAUCACAAGAUCCCAUUGGGGCUCUCGCCUCCUAGCCUUUUCCCUUCUACCUUUUCUUGCUUCUUCCUUGGAUAUUUUGGAGAGAGCGGAUGCGGACGCGGACGCGGAUCAGAGGCAAGUUAGGAACUCGGCCGAGGAAGAAUAA
Molecule: messenger RNA, 393 nt
Organism: Fonsecaea nubica
Lineage: Eukaryota; Fungi; Ascomycota; Eurotiomycetes; Chaetothyriales; Herpotrichiellaceae
Exons: 1
Coding region: 1-393 (130 amino acids)
Source: RefSeq, a predicted model, not a curated record